AAAAGUCGUUAUUGUGUGACUUUAUUGGGACGUCCUCUGUUGGGACGUGCUCAGGCAGCGUUUGUGCGGAGAAGUUUCAGCCUUUUGCAUUUUAACCAAAAGUAUAAUCAUAUACUUGACUUUUCAACUACUGCUGCGAAUUUGGUUCGCAAGCUGUAUCACACAAGUUUAAAGAUGGAUGCUGCUCCGAUUGCACAGCCAAAUGGAGACAUUCAAGACAGUACGGAGAAUGGCAUGUCUGAACAGCAUAAUAAAAAGAGAUUAUCGGUUGAGCGUAUAUAUCAAAAGAAAACCCAACUGGAGCAUAUCUUACUCCGACCUGAUUCAUAUAUCGGUUCAACGCUAAAGGAUGUCCAACCGAUGUGGGUCCUAGAUGAAAAUCAAGAAUGUAUGGUCAAUAGGGAAAUCUCCUACUCUCCGGGUUUGUACAAGAUUUUCGACGAAAUUCUUGUAAAUGCUGCUGACAACAAGGUUAGAGACCCUACAAUGACUUGCAUUAAGAUUGACAUUAAUCCGGCCGAGAAUAUGGUUCGAAUUUGGAAUGAUGGUAAAGGUAUUCCGGUUGUACAUCACAAAGUGGAAAAUGUUUAUGUCCCCACUUUGAUAUUUGGGCACCUUCUCACUUCAAGCAAUUAUGACGAUACUGAAAGAAAAGUGACGGGAGGCAGAAAUGGUUAUGGUGCUAAACUGUGCAAUAUUUUUAGUAAAAAGUUUAUCGUGGAAACCUCUUCUAAAGAGUAUAAAAAGAGCUUCCGACAGGUGUGGGUUGAAAACAUGACGAAAACUUCGGAGCCUAAAAUCUCUGCCGAUAAAGGUGAAGACUUCACAUCUAUCACGUUCUAUCCUGACCUUGCACGCUUCGGUAUGACUGAGCUAGAACAUGAUACAGUAGCUCUGUUUACACGUCGUGCGUAUGAUAUGGCAGCUACUUGUAAUGGUGUCAAAGUUUUUCUUAAUGGGAAGAGGUUACCUAUAAAGGGAUUUGUGGAUUACGUCAAUUUGUUCAUAAAGCCUACGAAAGAAGAUGGUGAUAGUGUCAGAGUUGUAUAUGAAUCGGCUAAUCCUCGCUGGCAGGUUGCUGUGGCAGUCAGCAAUACAGGGUUUCAGCAAGUCAGUUUUGUCAACAGCAUUGCAACUACUAAGGGUGGGACGCAUAUUACUUAUGUUAGUGAUCAAAUUGUAAACAAACUUAUGGAAAUUGUAAAAAAGAAAUCUGGGAAAUCUGCUGUUCAGAUCAAACCCUUCCAGAUCAAAAAUCAUAUGUGGUUAUUUGUUAAUUGCUUGAUAGAGAAUCCAACAUUUGAUUCUCAGACAAAAGAAAAUAUGACGUUAAACAUAAAAAGUUUUGGAUCUACGUGUUCUCUAAGUGAAAAGUUCAUCACACAGGCUUCCAAGUCUGGUAUAGUGGAGAAUGUGCUAUCUUGGAUUCGUUUUAAAGCAAUGGAAAAAAUGGACAAACAAUGUCACAAAUCCAAGCAUUCAAAACUCAAAGGAAUUCCUAAAUUGGAUGAUGCUAAUAAUGCGGGUACUAAAAACUCAUCCCAAUGUACCCUUAUCUUAACUGAAGGUGAUUCAGCUAAGACUUUAGCUGUAGCUGGUCUUGGAGUUGUUGGCAGAGACAAUUAUGGCGUUUUUCCACUACGAGGUAAACUGCUGAAUGUGCGUGAGGCAUCAAGUAAACAAAUAGUCGAGAAUGCAGAAAUCAAUGCUUUGAUUAAAAUUCUUGGGCUACAGUAUAAACUAAAGUAUGAAACUGUAGAAUCUCUGAAGGAUUUACGCUACGGCAAGGUUAUGAUAAUGACUGAUCAGGAUCAAGAUGGUUCACACAUCAAGGGUCUUAUCAUUAACUUCGUGCAUUGCAACUGGCCAAACUUACUUAAACACAAUAUAGUGGAGGAGUUUAUUACUCCGAUAGUAAAAGUUUUCAAAGGGAAACAGGAACAUUCAUUCUAUAGUUUACCAGAAUUUGAAGAAUGGCAAAAGUCAACGCCAAACUGGCACACAUGGCGUGUAAAAUACUACAAAGGUUUGGGUACUUCUACAAGCAAAGAAGCCAAAGAGUAUUUCUCCGAUAUGAAUAGACAUCGAAUUCGUUUUCGUUAUAGUGGAGCAGAAGAUGACGGGAGUAUCCAGUUGGCUUUUGAUAAAAGCAAAAUCGCAGAUCGUAAGAAUUGGUUGACUAACUUCACAGAAGAACGUAAACGUCGACGUGAAAUGGGUCUGCCAGAACCUUAUCUGUAUGGUAAAGACACUAGAGCUAUUACCUACCAUGAUUUCGUUCACAAGGAAUUGGUAUUGUUUUCUAAUUUGGACAAUGAACGUAGCAUUCCAUCUGUUGUAGAUGGAUUAAAACCUGGUCAAAGGAAGGUACUAUACACUUGUUUGAAGAGGAAUCUUGUGAAAGAAAUUAAAGUUGCUCAGUUGGCGGGUAGCGUUGCUGAAUUAUCAGCCUAUCACCAUGGUGAACAAUCGCUUAUGAGUACCAUCAUCGGCUUGGCUCAAAACUUUGUUGGCUCCAAUAAUUUAAACUUGCUGUUACCAAUCGGUCAGUUUGGUACACGACUCAGUGGAGGCAAAGAUGCUGCAUCGCCUCGUUAUAUCUUCACUUCGCUGAAUUCCCUCACCCGACUUAUCUUUCAUUUGGGUGAUGAUCCUCUGUUGAACUAUUUAUUCGAUGAUAAUCAGCGUAUUGAACCGGAGUGGUAUGCGCCGAUUAUUCCCAUGGUGUUGGUGAAUGGAGCUGAUGGUAUUGGAACUGGUUAUGCAACGCAUAUUCUCAAUUAUAAUGUAUUAGAGAUUAUUGCUAAUCUCUAUCGUAUGUUGGAUGGUGAGGAACCACAGCGUAUGAUACCCAGUUUCCGUGGUUUCACUGGUGUCAUUGAGGACCUAGGUAGCAAUCGAUAUGCUUGUUACGGAGAAAUUGCUGUUUUGGAUGAUGAUACUGUGGAAAUUACUGAACUGCCUAUCCGGACUUGGACACAAAACUACAAGGAAAGCGUUUUAGAGCCAAUGUUAAAUGGUACAGAGAAAGUCCCCGCCACUAUCACGGAUUAUAAGGAGUAUCAUACAGAUGUUACUGUUCGAUUCGUAGUGAAAAUGUCUCCGGAGAAAUUACGCGAAGCGGAGGCCGGUGGUCUGCACAAAUUCUUUAAACUUCAAACAGUUAUGAGUACUAGUUCAAUGGUGUGCUUUGAUCCUUUGGGUUGUUUAAAAUGUUACCCUAAUGAGAUAGCCAUUAUGCGGGAAUUCUUUGAUUUACGUCUUACCUGGUAUGAGAAGCGUAAAACUUACCUAGAAGGUGUUUUAUCUGCUGAAGCUCUAAAAUUGGAAAACCAGGCGAGAUUUGUUCUUGAAAAAAUUCAGUCGAUUAUAACGAUAGAAAAUAAACCGAAGAAGGAGUUGAUUCGUAUGCUGAAAGAUGCCAAUUAUGAUUCUGAUCCAGUCAAAGCUUGGAAAGAAAGCAUAGACAAAUCAGCUGCUGCAGAAGAGGCCGAAGCGGAAGCUGAAGCGUCAGCCUCUCAGUCUGAAAUACCUGAAUCCGGUCAACCUGAUUAUAAUUACAUUUUGAAUAUGCCUUUGUGGAGUUUAACAAAAGAGCGUAAAGAUGAUUUACUGGCGCAAAGAGAUGCUAAACGAAGCGAAUUACGCAUAUUGAAGAGUAAAUCGCCUUCAGAUUUAUGGCGUGAAGAUCUAGCCAAGUUACAGGAGGAAUAUAAGAAAGCCGAGGCAGAAUUAGCUGCCGAUGAACUUGCUGCAAUUGAGGCGGCUGAGAAGAAAUUGAAGGCAGCAUCGGUUACACAAGCUGGGCGUGCAGCAGCCACAAAAACCCGCAAAUUAGCUAAGGAGACAAGACCAGAUCCUAUGGGUAGACGUAUAGUUCCAAAAGUCGAUGCAGACAUGAUGCGAAAAGUAGAAGGAACUAAGAAGAAACGAACUAAACCUGAAGAUGAUGCAAUGGGCAGUGCUCUUGAAGUGGAUGACGAAGGCAAUGUUGCCGAUGAUGAACCUAAACCUCUUUCUCAGCGCCUUGGUAUUUCUGAUAACGUUGAUGGACCAAAGGCAACAACCAGUGUAAGCGGACGUGGUAAACGAAAAACAGAGGGAACCAGUCGGCCCAAGCCCGCCAAAACUUCUAGCGCAGAGGUUACUCCUACUAAACGCAAAAAUGUUCGUGUUGGUGAAAAGCGUAAACGCACUAAUCGUAAUCCCUGGGAUUCGGACACCGAUAGUGAAGCAUCCGGAAGUGAAGUAUCUAUGGAUAAUGACGUUGUUGUUUCACCAACAACUGCUGCAAAUCGUGCUCGACGUGCAGCAGCAGCUUCUGUGAAGUAUGUUUUUGACAAUGAAAGUAGUGAGGAAGAUGGUUCAGAAAAUAGUUUCAAAGUUGUUGAUCAUGGACAGGGUGAUAAAGAAAUUGAAGUACCCGAUGUUCCAGCUGUUCCAAAGACGAAGGAAACAGUUCCACAAAGUAGCGGUAGUAAUAGCGGUGUGUCAGAACAACCUGUUUCUGGAUCAUCGCAGAGAGUAGCUGGAAGUGCUACUGCCUCAAGUCGCGGUGGUGGUCGUGGCCGUGGUGGUGGUGGUGGUCGUGGUGGUGGUAAGCCUCGUCAGUUAUCAGCUCCGGCCAGAUCACAACCAAUCAUAAAGUCAAUGUUCAAGCCUGCUCAAAAGAAGAGCAAACCGAUCUCUUCGGAUGAAAAUUCUGACGACAAUACAGCUGCAACAACUUCUCAAAAGGAAAAACAACCCAGGGUGAAUGUUAGACGUUGUGUAACAAAACGUGUUCGUUACGUUUUUGAUUCCGAUGAUGAAGGUGAUGAUGCCGGUGACAAUGACGAUGAUGAUGAUGAUGAUUAUGCUGGUGAUGAAUGAAUAGGAGAUAAACAGAACCCUCUCUGCUGCUGCUCACAGGAAAUCCAAUGUGAUGAUGAUGAUGUUAUCGAUUUUUGUACAUAAGAUGAAAAGGACUUCUAAUCGUGGCGUGUAAAAGACAAGUUCCAAUUCUGUUCGAAAUGUUCAGUGGAAUGGGAUUGAUAACCUUGAAAACGCUUUUUCUGUCGAUUUGGUGACCCUGUAUCAAUCAAAUGAGACGAAGUAGAGCUUCUUAUAGACUUAUCUUUUUUAGCAUUUUACGAAGCACCAACCAAUUGCGAGGACAUCACCUCAC
Molecule: messenger RNA, 5167 nt
Organism: Trichobilharzia szidati
Lineage: Eukaryota; Metazoa; Platyhelminthes; Trematoda; Strigeidida; Schistosomatidae
Source: the annotation of a GenBank genome assembly